UAACAAGGACUACAGCGUUUGUUGGGAAGAUUAUAUGUCAUUGUCCCAAGCGUGGCAACUGAGCCUGCUGUUCACUUGUAUCUGCGGGUGAUGACGUUAAAUUCAGUUGACCGUGUUGUAGUUCAGUAUAGCAUGACGUUAGCUUUUUACUUUUAUUGGACACAAAUCUUAUUUUCAGCAAUAAUCCAAAAACCCACUUAAAAAUACCUAAAAAUACCACUAACUUCCAGGUUUGCCUCCAAAAUUAUGUAACGACUGCACCACUCUAUAAUGGAAGUCUGUAGGACACACCAGUUUACCAACUACCACUAGUUCAUCCCAUGCUUGUGAAUGUGAUACCUCUAGAAUGCUUUGAAAGAUUUCCUUUAAUUUUGCACAAAUGUCCAAGGAACAACGUGGUCAAAAACCUCUGCAGAUCUUUGUCUUAGCCCACAACUUUUCUUUCACUCUCUGACAGUUUUCCACCUCAUAGAGGUAUAUAACCACAGAAGGUAGUUCUAGCUUGUGUUUGUGAUGAGAUUUUUGCCUGGAAGAAAAUAUGAAUAACUAGAAUUAUCAGUUAAAAUAUCCUCACUUAACAUCUGAAUGUUUGCUUUAACUCCUAUCUGAAAUUUAAAGCCACUGUCAUCAGAUAACUUAAUUUUUGUGUGAGUUGUUUUACAUGGAGGCUUUAGGACCCAGGGUGCUCAGCUCUCUCUGUGCUCUCUGCUGUUGAAGCUCAUGUCUCUGCUGCCUUCUGCUUCUCUCUGUCCCUGUUUAGGAUAGACAGAGCGGCUGCCUGCUGGAUCCCUGCCUCUCCCUCUCUACCUCUUUUUUUCCCUCUUUACAUGGAGAUCAAACGCCCAGAGACUCACAGCAUCCAGCAGAAGGACAACCUCCACAGACCACCUGCAAGCUCAGAAAACUCACACUACCUGAGGGUGCUGCAGCUUCUGGAGUAGUUUGAUCAAGAGUUUAAGCCUGAAAGAAAAGGUGUUACAGAAGUAACACCUUAUAUUCAUUUUGUUUUUCAUAUUUGUUUUUUAUUUCAGCCUGGACUUGUUCACAGAGCUGCUGAGCUCAGUCUCCUCCCCUUUUCUCUUUCACUUACUCAGCUGUCACUCUGUCUGUCACUCUCAGGAUAUCCCCUUCCCUCUUUCUAGGGUUUCAUAAUGCAUCAGGAGCUCGCUUGGGCGCACGGCUGGAUUUCAUCCCAAUGCUUUCACCUCGUUUGAGAAAACAGAUGAGCAGUUAGCGCUACCUCAGCAUGAAUCAACAGACUGGGGUCAUGGACAUAAGGAAAAGUCCCAGGCCAGUGCCUCACAGAGACUCACACUUAACUUUAAAUAACUAGAAACAAAUCACUUGAUUAAUUAUUGACCCCUCAGAGCUUGUUUCUAAGGGGAGCUUUAAAGGAGCAGGGUUGUUUUUUAUGUGUUAUUGUUGGAUUGUUUGGAUUUAUAAUCAUGGGAAACGCAGCAGGAAGCAUGGAGGUACCCCAAGGGAAGGAGGGCAAGACGACAGCAGCCCCUCCAGGCUCCACAGGGCCCCAGAAACAAACUGCAGGUCUGAAACUCCCGAUGCCAGCGGAAGAGGAGCUGGAGCAGCGCUUCAGUGCCGUACUGAACACGAUGAAUCUUCCUCCAGACAAGGUGAAGAUCCUCAGCCAGUACGAUAACGAGAAGAAGUGGGACCUGAUCUGUGACCAGGAGCGUUUUCAAGUGAAGAACCCCCCAUCAGCAUAUCUGGAGAAGCUGAAGAGUUAUCUGGAUCACGGAGGCGUCAGUCGAAAGUUUAAGAGACGAGUCCAGGAAUCCACCCAGAUCCUCAGAGAGUUGGAGAUUUCCCUGAGGACCAAUUACAUCGGCUGGGCUCAGGAGUUCCUGAACGAGGAGAACCAGGGUUUGGAUGUUCUGGUGGAUUAUCUGUCCUUCGCUCACAGUGCUGUCACAUAUGAUGUGGACUAUUUGGACAACGGCACGCUAACCUCAGACAAAAUCAAAACUCUGGAGAAGUCAGCCGAGGAUCUGAGCAGAAGUGCCAGCAACUCUCCGUCUCACGGUGCCUCCAAGGCUGGCAAGGCCUUCACAGUCAGAUUCAACUCUCUCCAAAACAGGAAAGCGCUAAAGAACUCCCGUCCUGUGAGUCAGGCUGAUGACGUUCACCUCUGCAUCAUGUGUUUACGUGCCAUCAUGAACUAUCAGUUGGGGUUUAACCUGGUGAUGAAACAUCCAUGCUGUGUGAACGAGAUCACACUCAGCCUCAACAACAGAAACCCUCGGACCAAAGCUCUGGUUCUGGAGCUGCUGGCAGCCGUAUGUUUGGUGAGAGGAGGUCACGACAUCAUCCUGUCUGCUUUCGACAACUUCAAAGAGGUAUGUGGAGAGAAGAGCCGCUUUGAGAAGCUGAUGGAGUAUUUCUGCAAUGAAGACAGCAACAUCGAUUUUAUGGUGGCUUGUAUGCAGUUCAUCAACAUCGUGGUUCAUUCAGUGGAAAACAUGAACUUCAGAGUUCAUCUGCAGUACGAGUUCACUCAUCACAGACUUGACGAAUACCUGGAGAAGUUGAAAUUCACAGAGAGCGACAGGCUGCUGGUGCAGAUUCAGGCCUAUCUAGAUAACGUGUUCGAUGUUGGAGCUCUGCUGGAGGACGCAGAGACGAAGAACGCUCUGCUGGAGCACAUGGAGGAGCUGCAGGAGCACAACACACAGCUGAACACGCGGCUUCAGGAGAAUGAGAGGGAGGCGAUGGAGAGAACCUUGGACCUGGAGAAGAAGCUCAUUCAGACGACCAAAGAAGUGGAGCUGCUCAAGGAGAGUCUUCGUGAAUCAUGCUCUCAGGUGGCGCUUCUGCAGCAGCGAGAACGAGAGAGAGAGCUGGAGCGAGAGAGGGACAAAGAGAGGGAGAGAGACCAGGACCGAUCGGUCCAGGCCCUGAAGGAGCUCGAGGUCAGAGUCCAGGAUCUGGUGGAGCAGGGCCUGGUCCGGAUGGAGCGCUCUUCCUCAGGACGCCUGGACGUUCAGGUGGUCCCCACCAACCAGAAUAAGUUACAAAAAGUCAGAGAAGAAGCAGAAGCCGCUCCUUCCUCCUCUGACCUCAUUGAUGGUCCUCUGCAGACAGCACCAGUCCAAGCUCCUCCACCUCCACCUCCUCCUCCACCACCUCCUCCAGCUUUAACUCCAGCUCCUCCUCCUCCACCAGCAGCUCCGCCUCCUCCUCUGCUGCUCGUGAAUGAUGGAAACUCAGGUUGUAAAAAAAAGAAGCCGAUUCAAACCAAAUACCGGAUGCCGCUGCUGAACUGGCAGGCACUCAAAUCCAACCAGGUGGCAGGAACCAUCUUCAACGAGCUCGACGAUGAACACGUAUUAGAGGAGCUGAACAUGGUGGCAUUUGAGGAGCAGUUCAAGACUAAAGCUCAGUCCUCCCCUGUAGAAAUUGGAACCCUUAGGAUGAAACUGGCCCACAAGACCCCGAGCAGAGUGUCUCUAAUGGAGCCCAACAGGGCCAAAAACCUCGCCAUCACUCUGCGGAAAGAGGGAAUGGCUGCGUCUGACAUCUGCUGUGCCAUAGAGACGUACAACCAGAAAGCUCUGAGUCUGGACUUCUUAGAGCUGCUGGAGCGUUUUAUCCCCACGGAGUAUGAGAUGAAGCUCAUCCACAACUACGAGUGUGAGGGCAGGCCCCUGGAUGAGCUCAAUGAGGAGGACCGCUUCAUGGUGCGAUUCAGCAAGAUCCCCCGACUCUCCCAGAGAAUCAGCACACUCACAUUCAUGGGCAACCUACCCGAGAGCGUCCAGAUAAUACAGCCGCAACUCAAUGCUCUCAUCGCUGCCUCCAUGUCGAUCAAAUCCUCCAGCAAGCUGAAGAAAAUCCUCGAGAUCAUUCUAGCAUUUGGAAACUACAUGAACAGCAGCAAACGAGGAGCAGCAUACGGUUUCCGCCUGCAGAGUUUGGAUCUGCUCUUAGACACUAAAUCCACAGACCGCCGACAGACGCUGCUUCACUUCAUCGCCAGCAUCAUUCAGGAGAAAUAUCCUGAGCUACGGACCUUUUACACCGAGCUGCAUUUCCUGGACAAAGCAGCGCUGGUCUCUCUGGACAGCAUCCUGCAGGACGUGCGCUCUCUAGAGCAAGGCCUGGACCUGACCAGCAGAGAGUUUUCUGUAGAAAAAGAUAAUCCAGUUCUUCAGAUGUUUCUAAGCAGCAACACGGAGCUGAUCCGCUCUCUCAUAGCUGACGGAAAAACAGCCCAGGACGCGUACGACUCUGCUGUGGAGUACUUUGGGGAAAACUCUAAAACCACUCCGCCCUCUGUGUUCUUCCCUGUUUUUGUGCGCUUCAUUAAAGCAUACAAGCAAGCUGAGCAGGAGAACGAGCAGAGGAAGAAACAGAGCCUGAACACUGAUGCUCCUUUAACUCCACCUAAACCUGACACCACAGGAAACAAGGUGUGUGUGACGCCCAAACCGCCUCACAUGGAUCUGAUCGCGGAGCUGAAGAAGAGGCAGGUGACUCCUCUGGUGAGGGAGGGGAAGGACGGGGCGAUCGAGGACAUCAUCACAGAUUUAAGGAAUCAGCCGUACAGGCGGACGGAUGGCAGCAGACGCAGCACCAAGUGGAAACCUGGACAACAGCUGCACGUGUCCUCAGACAUCUCCCUGUGAAAAAACACCACCACUAAACAAGCACAAACACCGAUAUUAGCUCGCCACAGCAACCAGCCCGUCCCCUCCUGCAUGUCCAGGCUGCAGAGGUGAAACUGCAUGUGUUCACAAGAAGAAUAAAUAAGCUGACACUCGCAGAGAGAAGCACUUUUGUGAUGAACUGAUGAUUGUAGAUGAUUGAAACAAUCAGAUAUAAGAGAGAGAAUGUGAUCUGCUCUCCAUGUUAAUGACACUGGAUGUCAUACAGGCUCGUUAAGGCGAUUAUAUGGACGAACGAGCCACUCAGCAGACACACAGCGCUUCAUUAAAGCUGCUCGUCUCAGAGCGACUCUGAAGACGUUAAAGUUUGAUGGACGGUGCGGUGCUCAUAAAUCAUUUUGAUAGUUUUUCUUAAAAAAGCUCCUCACAUGAAUUUUUAAUUGGUUUUAUUUUAAGUAGAGUAUUAAUCAAACUGUCCAUCUCCCUGUCCUCUAGAGACUCAAAUUCAGCCUGAAGAUUUGUAAUAUAUUUAAAUUAUUUUUAAUACUGAGGUGUGACAGUGAAGGACUGAGCUUCUGCAUUUCAACUAAUAAACCAUUUUUUACC
Cheilinus undulatus (humphead wrasse) is the source of this 5228-nucleotide messenger RNA. It is a transcript of the gene fmnl1b, whose product is annotated as formin-like 1b. Gene Ontology annotation, biological process: regulation of cell shape; cell migration; cortical actin cytoskeleton organization. The record is from RefSeq and is a predicted model, not a curated record. Gene Ontology annotation, molecular function: actin filament binding; small GTPase binding. Bases 1446 to 4643 code for a protein of 1065 amino acids. Lineage: Eukaryota; Metazoa; Chordata; Actinopteri; Labriformes; Labridae. Gene Ontology annotation, cellular component: cytosol. The transcript has 26 exons.